This is a messenger RNA of Didymella exigua CBS 183.55, 3489 nucleotides long. RefSeq names its product carbamoyl-phosphate synthase arginine-specific large chain. The record is from RefSeq and is a predicted model, not a curated record. Lineage: Eukaryota; Fungi; Ascomycota; Dothideomycetes; Pleosporales; Didymellaceae. Gene Ontology annotation, cellular component: cytoplasm; cytosol. The transcript has 4 exons. Gene Ontology annotation, biological process: 'de novo' pyrimidine nucleobase biosynthetic process; UTP biosynthetic process; L-citrulline biosynthetic process. The coding region runs from base 1 to 3489 and encodes 1162 amino acids. Gene Ontology annotation, molecular function: dihydroorotase activity; ATP binding; metal ion binding.
AUGGCUCUCUGCGGACGUCUGGCGCGUCGCGUACCUACCACGACAAGCCAGUUUCGCAGCAUCGCUCCUUCCGUGUCUGCACGAAACUUCACAAGCCGCACAGCCCGUCCUCUGACCUCCCUCCGCGCGAAGGGUGAGUCAACUGCGGUUCACCGCCAGCUGCGCGCGUUCACAAAGAUCUCGGCCACAUUCAACCAGACACAAGAAGCACCAAAUGCGCAGGCCUACCUCAACAGCGGCGUCAUUGCCGGUGCCCGCAAUUUGGUCGACGUGAAGAAGGUCCUAGUCAUUGGCAGUGGAGGUCUCAGCAUUGGACAAGCCGGAGAAUUCGACUACUCAGGAUCCCAGGCACUGAAGGCCCUCAAGGAGGCUGGCGUAAAGUCAGUCCUUAUCAACCCUAACAUUGCGACCAUUCAGACGUCGCACGUGCUCGCCGAUGAAAUCUACUACCUGCCUGUAACCCCCGAAUACGUCGAAUAUGUUAUCCAGAAGGAGAAGCCUGAUGGCAUUUUCUUGUCCUUUGGUGGUCAGACCGCGCUCAACUUGGGCGUUCAAAUGAACAGGAAGGGUCUUUUCGAGAAGUACGGUGUUAAGGUUCUUGGAACAAGCGUCAAGACACUCGAGACCUCUGAGGAUCGUGACCUGUUCGCCAGAGCUCUUGACGAGAUUGACAUCCCCAUCGCCAAGUCGAUUGCCGUUAACACCGUCGACGAGGCUCUUGACGCCGCCGAGAAGGUCGGAUACCCUAUUAUCGUCCGUGCUGCGUACGCGCUCGGAGGUCUUGGAUCUGGUUUCGCAAACAACCCUGAUGAGCUCAGGGACUUGUCUGCUCGUUCGCUCACCCUUUCCCCCCAGAUUCUGGUUGAGAAAUCCCUGAAGGGUUGGAAGGAGGCCGAGUACGAGGUUGUUCGUGAUGCGGCUGACAACUGCAUCACAGUCUGCAACAUGGAGAACUUUGAUCCUCUCGGUGUCCACACCGGUGACAGUAUCGUUGUCUCGCCCAGUCAGACAUUCAGCGAUGAGGAGUACCAUAUGCUCCGUUCCGCGUCGAUCAAAAUUGUUCGUCACUUGGGUGUUGUCGGAGAAUGCAACGUCCAGUACUGUCUCCAGCCCGAUGGUCUCGACUACAGGGUCAUCGAGGUCAACGCCCGUCUGUCUCGUUCGUCUGCUCUGGCCUCGAAGGCUACCGGUUACCCCCUAGCCUAUACUGCCGCGAAGAUUGGUCUUGGACACACUCUGCCCGAGCUGCCCAACGCCGUUACCAAGACCACCACCGCUAACUUCGAACCCUCUCUCGACUACGUCGUCACAAAGAUGCCCCGUUGGGAUCUGAGCAAGUUUCAGAACGUCAAGCGCGACAUCGGCAGUUCCAUGAAGUCUGUUGGUGAGGUCAUGGCCAUCGGUCGUACCUUCGAGGAGUCCUUCCAGAAGGCCUGCCGACAGGUCGACCCCAAGUUCCUCGGUUUCCAGGCCGAGAAGUACGGCGAGGACCUUGACUACGAGCUCGCCAACCCUACAGAUCGACGCUGGCUCGCUGUCGGCCAGGCUAUGUAUCACGAGGGUUAUACUGUUGACAGGGUGCACGAGCUCACCAAGAUUGACAAAUGGUUCUUGUACAAGCUUCAGAACAUUGUCGACUGUACAAAAGAGCUUGAGGAGAUUGGCAGCCUAUUCGGCCUCAAGAAGGAGAUCAUCCUCAAGGCCAAGAAGCUCGGUUUCUCAGACAAGCAGAUUGCGAAGGCUGUCAACAGUUCUGAGGACGAGGUCCGCGCUCGCAGGAAGGGCUUCGGCAUCAGGCCAUGGGUCAAGAAGAUCGACACACUUGCCGCAGAGUUCCCGGCUGACACGAACUACCUGUACACUACCUACAACGCUUCUUCCCACGACGUUUCCUUCGAUGACCAUGGUGUUCUCGUCCUCGGUAGCGGUGUCUACCGUAUUGGUAGCUCAGUCGAGUUCGAUUGGUGUGCUGUCAACGCUACCAUGUCGCUGAACAAGCUUGGGAAGAAGACUUCUACCGAUUUCGACGUUGCUGACAGGCUGUACUUCGAAGAGCUCAGCUACGAGCGUGUCAUGGAUAUCUACGAACUGGAGACUGCCCAGGGUGUCGUCGUCUCCGUCGGUGGCCAGCUUCCUCAGAACAUUGCCUUGAAGCUGCAGGAGUCCGGCAAGGCUAAGGUUCUUGGAACCGACCCCCACGACAUUGACAAAGCCGAGGACCGUCACAAGUUCUCUUCCAUUCUCGACUCCAUCGGUGUCGACCAGCCCGCAUGGAAGGAGCUGACAUCGUAUGAGGAAGCGAAGAAGUUCGCUGACAACGUCGAAUACCCCGUCCUCGUUCGCCCAUCCUACGUCCUCUCUGGCGCUGCUAUGACCGUCAUUCGCAGCGAGAACGAGCUAGAGGAGAAGCUGCUCGCCGCCUCUUCCGUCUCCCCCGACCACCCAGUCGUCAUCACCAAGUUCAUCGACGGCGCUCAGGAGAUUGACUGCGACGCUGUCGCCUCCAAUGGAAAGGUCCUCGUACACGCCGUCAGUGAGCACAUUGAGAACGCUGGUGUUCACUCUGGUGACGCUACCCUUGUCCUGCCUCCCGUCAACCUCGACGCCAGGAUCCAGGAGCGUGUCAAGGAGAUCGCCGACAAGGUCGCCAAGGCAUGGAACAUCACCGGUCCCUUCAACAUGCAGAUCAUCAAGGAGGAGGUCGAGGGUGCUGAGCCCAAGCUCAAGGUCAUCGAGUGCAACCUUCGUGCAUCCCGUUCAUUCCCCUUCGUCAGCAAGGUCCUCGGUACCAACUUCAUCGAUGUUGCCACCAGGGCUCUUGUCGGCCGCGAGGUUCCUGAGCCCACUGACCUCAUGAAGGUCGACCGCGACUACGUCGCCACCAAGGUUCCCCAGUUCUCCUGGACUAGAUUGGCUGGUGCCGAUCCUUACCUCGGCGUCGAGAUGUCUUCCACUGGUGAGAUGGCUUGCUUCGGUAAAGAUCUCAUUGAGGCCUACUGGGCAUCUGCUCAGUCGCAGAUGAACUUCCGUCUGCCCCAGCCUGGAGAGGCUCUCCUCUUCGGCGGCGAUGUCACUGCCGGAUCUCUCCACUCCAACUCCCUGAUCCAGAUUGCCAAGUACAUCCAGACCCUUGGCUACAAAUUCCUUGCCGCCAACGAGAAUGUCAAGGCUCUGCUCGAGAAGCACGUCGAAGGCGUCAAGGUUGAGGUCAUCGCUUUCCCCAAGGAGGACAAGCGCGCUCUCCGUGAAGUCUUCGAGAAGAACGACAUCCGUGGUUGCUUCAACUUGGCCAAGUUCAGGGCAAACGGCCUGCUUGACGAGGACUACGUCAUGCGCAGGAACGCGGUCGAUUUCGGCGUUCCUCUCUUUAUGGAACCCAAGACUGCUGUCCUCUUCGCUCAGUGUAUGAGCGAGAAGCUGCCCAAGAAGGAGGGCAUUCCCAGCGAAGUUCGCACAUGGAGCGAGUUCGUCGGUGGCCGUCCAUUGUAA